AGCAGUAGAAAGAAAGGAAAAGCCGAAAGGGUUUUCUCUCUGACCCUCCCAUCGCUCCCUCUCCCUCUCCUUGCCUCUCUUCCUCUCUCCCCUGUUCACGAAGACACCCAUCUCUCCUUUCUUCUCUCUUUUCUUCGUCUCUCUGCGAGGAGUCGAGGAGUAGUUGUUCUUGGCGGGGAUUGGGGGAGGCCAUGGCAGCGGAGGCCUCAAGAUCCGGGGGGCCUUCGGCCGACUCCUACAUCGGGAGCCUGAUAAGCCUGACCUCCAAGAGCGAGAUCAGAUACGAGGGGAUCCUCUACAACAUUAACACAGAGGAAUCCAGCAUCGGGUUGAGAAACGUACGAUCAUUUGGAACUGAAGGAAGAAAGAAGGACGGCCCACAAAUUCCUGCUAGCGACAAAAUAUACGAGUACAUACUCUUUCGUGGAAGUGAUAUUAAGGAUUUACAGGUCAAGUCCUCACCACCAAUUCAAACUACUCCCAUACACCAUGAUCCUGCUAUUAUUCAGUCACAUUAUUCUCAUCCUGCAUCUACAUCUACAAGUUUGCCAUCUGUUGGAAGUGGAACUGCAGCAGAUCUCAGUUCCCACACUGCUCAGUUGGGACUCCCUAGGCCAACAUUUCAAGGCAGUUUGCCUCUUUAUCAACCUGGGGGAGCCUUAGGGUCAUGGGGCACCUCUCCAACGCCUCCAACUGCAAAUGGGUCUACGCUUGCAAUGCCGCCUAUGUAUUGGCAAGGAUACUAUGCACGAUCAAGUGGGCUUCCUCAUUUGCAACAGCCACCUCUGCUUCGGCCACCACCUGGAUUGCCAAUUCCUCAUUCCAUGCAGCAACCUUUGCAAUAUCCUGGAAUGAAUGCAGCAUUGCCAUCUGUAUCUCCAAAUAUGCCAGAGUUCCCUUCUCCUUUACUGCAACCUGCUAAUAGCACCCUGAAUUUAACCUCAAGUUUAUUGCCCUCAACAGUGGCUCCUACUUCGGCUAGUGCAUUAACUACUGAAACACCAUCCAAUCUGUUGCCAAAUAAAUCUCCUGUAGCCUCUGUUUCUGCAUCAACUCUUGGUGUUAACCUUCCUAUCAUGCCUCCAUUGACUUCUAGCCUCGAGCCUGUUGCAACCAUGUCGCAAAAUAUGCCUUCUGUUGUUAGUAGCAAUCCUAACACUGUUCCUGGUCCAACUGUUGUUUAUCAGACUAUAUCUCAGUCAUUGCCUCUAAUUGUCGGUUCAUCUAGUUCCAGCCAAGUUGAAACAUUAGUUCCCUUAGUGAUUCCUGGUCAACUGCUGCAGUCUGGCUCUUCAGCACUUACUCCAUCCCAGCCCUUGGAAACAAGCCAUAAAGAUGUAGAGGCUAAACCAGUAGAAGCCAAAAGUAAACCACUGUUACCUGAACCAUCUGCACGUGCUCCAGGAGAAGCCAAGGAGCCGAUACUGCCAUUACCCAAACCCACAGCUCAAAAGACAAAUGGGGCUUCUUCACACACUCAUUACAACUACAGGGGGCGUGGAAGAGGAAGAGGAAAUGGGUAUUUGCGUCCUGUGACUAAGUUUACUGAAGACUUUGAUUUUAUGGCUAUGAAUGAAAAAUUUAAAAAGGAUGAAGUGUGGGGCCAUCUUGGUAAAAGUAAAGCCCAGUUCAGGGACAAGGAUGGAGAACCAAAAGAAAAUGAAGCCGAUGAUACUUUGGGGGAAGAUGAGGCUGAAGCUGUAAAGCUCGAAAUCAAGCCUGUUUAUGUUAAGGACGAUUUCUUUGAUUCACUCUCUUGCACCACACUUGAUCGGGGAACACGAAAUGCGAGGACAAAGUUCUCGGAGCAGUUGAAAAUAGACUCAGAGACUUUCGGCGAUUUUCCACGGCAUCGGCUGACUCGGGGUGGUGGACGAGGUCUUCGUGGUGGUGGUCGUGCACGAGGUUCUUACUAUGGUAGAGGCUAUGGCUACAUGGGUAGGGGCCGAGGUCAUGCCAUGCCAAAUCGUGCCCCUUAGGAAAGAUCAGUGCUGCUAUGAGUGUAGGUGCCAGUGCAAUCUCUUUAGAUGAAAGGGAGAGGAAGAUACUGAUGAAAGGGGCAAUGAUUGUAAUAUGCUCUUAAGUAGCAAUGCCUGCUUCCCUGUGUAUCUCCCUGAAAAUAAACAGGAGCUUAGGACAAAACAUGGGAGGCCUUCUUUUCCAUUUCGCCGAAUUAAUCUUGUUUUGUUAGUCUGGGAUGGACGGAGCUUUUGUGGCGGUGUAGAAUGGUUGCCCUUGCCCUUUUUUAAAAUAUGCAGAAGUUUUCUUCGCUCGCAUCUA
Molecule: messenger RNA, 2280 nt
Organism: Phoenix dactylifera (date palm)
Lineage: Eukaryota; Viridiplantae; Streptophyta; Magnoliopsida; Arecales; Arecaceae
Product: protein decapping 5-like
Biological process (GO): P-body assembly; cytoplasmic stress granule assembly
Cellular component (GO): P-body
Molecular function (GO): mRNA binding
Source: RefSeq, a predicted model, not a curated record